GAAUUCAUUUGUUUUUGUUUACGCCAACAACAACGCCAUCACAAGUCGAAGUUGUUCAUCAUCCUUUUCUCUCAGCAUUUCUACAUCGACCACUUCACUGCCACUAGAUCCCUCUCUCGCAGCUUCCAUUCGCAAUCCAGAUUCUCCUUGAUCGAUUCCCAAUUUCAAUCGCGCCUCGCUAGAUCAAAGGGGAAUUUUCGCCCAAUAUUCCGUUUCCGCGUUUGCUUUCCACUUUCUAAACUCUAAUGCGGGGUUGCCUAGUACACUCUGCUACCACCUGAUCUAGUAAUAGAUGCCAUUUCAAUUUGUGAACCUCUUAUUCCUUGUCAACAUUAUUUAUAGAGGGAAAAAAGGUGCUAUUUCAGUUUGAAUAGCUUUAGGUUCUCAAACAAUUAAGGAAAUCAGUUAUGGCUCCUUCUAGGAAAUCUAGAAGUGUAAAUAAGAGGUUUUCUAAUGUUCGUGAGGCUGCAUCUAGUAAAGACAAAAAUUCAGAGAAUGCAAGCAAAAAUAGGCUGAAGGCAAGUCCUGGUAUUCAGAAGAAGAGAAAAUUGGCUGACAUGUUAGGGCCACAAUGGAAUAAGGAGGAACUCGAGCAUUUCUAUGAUGCUUACCGUAAAUAUGGGAAAGAUUGGAAGAAGGUUGCUCUUGCAGUACGUAAUAGAUCUGUGGAAAUGGUGGAGGCCCUGUACACUAUGAACAAGGCAUAUUUAUCUCUUCCAGAGGGUACUGCUUCUGUUGUUGGAUUGAUAGCAAUGAUGACAGAUCAUUAUAGUGUCCUGGGAGGAAGUGACAGUGGUAAAGAAAGCACUGAUGAUGCAGAAAUAUCUAAAAGGUCUCAAAAGCGUUUGCGGGGAAAGCAUCCAAGUGACAAUAAAGCAUUAGAUGGGCACUUUUCAGAUAAUUCUCAGUCACAUUCUGUUGCAUCAGGUGAUGGUUGCCUGUCAUUGUUGAAGAAUAGACAUUCUGGAAUUAGGUCUCAUGCUGUUCGAAAAAGGACUCCCCGUGUCCCUAUUUCAUAUUCUAUCGGAAAAGAUAAUGGAGAUCGGUUUUUUUCAUCUGCCAGGCCUGGCUCCAAACAAAUGGUUGAUACUAAUGAUGUUACUCAUAAGAUUGCAUUAGCAUUGGCAGAGGCAUCACAAAGAGGUGGAUCUUCAAAAAUUUCUGGAUCACCCGACAAAAAAUUUUUGCCCUCACCAGGUCUGAAAAGUGGGAAGAAGCAUCCUAAAUCAGAACUUGCUGGAGCCAAGUUUGGCAGUUCUGAUUUGGAUGAUGGUAGUUCUGAGUUGAGUUUAGGAAGCACUGAAGGUAAUAAUGAAGAUUAUUCUAGAAAAACAAUUCAUCGAAGUGGUAGAGAAAAUACCGGAAGAGGAAGGAAUCAAGAAAAGAAAAUAAAACAAUACAGGAAGAAUGAGCCAGAGGAGAAUUUAAACAAGCAUUUGAAUGACAUAAAGGAAGCCUCCAGUGGGACAGAUGAUGGCAAAACUCUUAGUUUUAUCAAAUCCAAUUUUGACCCAGAUUUUGCAGAUGCAAAGAAUACAAGGUCCUCUUACAAGGGUUCCAGGAUGAAAAGUAAAAGGCUACUGUUAGAAAAAGAUGAAGGUUCCGCUUUUGAUGCUCUGAAAACUUUGGCUGAUCUCUCUUUGAUGCUGCCAGUCACAAAUCCCGACACUGAGUCGUCUGCACAGUUCAAGGAAGGAAACCAUGAUGUUGUUGAUGAAUCUAAAAUGGAAACACAUAAUGUAUUUCCUAGGAUUGAAAGCACUGCUUCAAGUAAAUCGGGCAAGGUUUUCUUCAAUAAUGGAGUUGCUGUUCCUGAAUCAGAGGGAACAGACCAGCUUAAUGCAGGAUUUAGGAAAAGGAAACAAAAAUCUUUUAACUUGAAAAAUGAUGAAACUCAUACUGGUUUUCAUUUAAGUGGUUCCCAGAAAAUCAAGGCUACUGAUGAGGUGAAGAAACCCAUGGUUAAAGGAAAGCGGUCAUCUGUUUCUACUGCACAUUCAAGACAACUAAAAGUUGUGAAAUCCCCAGGAAAUCCGUCUUCUAGCACUAAUGACAAAGGGCAAGGGGAUGAUUCAUCUUUUUCGCCCAUGAAGGUUUCAUCAACUAACCAAGUCAGUCCAGUAAACAGAGUAAGGCCAAGAAGAAAGAUGGAAAAACCAAAACCAAUGGUACAAAAAGAUUCGGUUGUGUCUAGAAAUAUUUUUAGUGGUCAACGUAAUAAAUCGAAUGCUUCUCUCCAAAAUCGCUCUUCUAGUCAAAAGGGAAAGCUUAUCAAUUGUGUGUCUUCGUAUCAAAUGCGACGAUGGUGCACUUUUGAGUGGUUUUAUAGUGCUAUUGAUUACCCUUGGUUUUCAAAGAGAGAGUUUGUGGAGUACUUAGACCAUGUUGGAUUGGGUCAUGUUCCAAGAUUGACUCGUAUUGAGUGGGGUGUCAUUAGAAGUUCUCUUGGCAGACCACGAAGAUUUUCCGAGCAAUUUUUGAUAGAAGAAAAACAUAAACUUAAUCAAUACAGGGAAUCUGUUAGAUCACAUUAUGCUGAAAUUCUUGCUGGUACCAAGGAAGGACUUCCUACUGAUUUGGCCCAGCCUUUAAUUGUUGGGCAGCGUGUUAUUGCUAUUCAUCCAAAGACGAGGGAGAUUCAUGAUGGAAGUGUACUAACUGUUGACCAUUGUAGGUAUAGGGUUCAGUUUGACCAGCCUGAACUUGGGGUUGAAUUUGUCAUGGAUAUUGACUGCAUGCCUUUUUAUCCAUUUGAAAAUAUGCCUACAUCUCUUAUACAACACAAUAUUUCUUCUGCUCAAAUAAACGAGAACUUGAAUGAGCUCAAGCCUAAUGGAAAACUGAAACAGAGAAAGGUUGCUGGGCACACAAUAUUGUCCCCUAGUGAGAACUUGGAUACCUUAAAAAAUCUUCAUAUAUCCCCCAAUAUGCACAGAAGCAGUACUUUAUCAAAACAGGGUUUUUCUUCAAGCUCCAAAUCGCAACUGAAAGUUGUUUGCAGUGAGAUUGGUAACGCCCAACUAGCAUCAAGUUCUCAACCUUCCCUUCUUGAACAUGUCCAUUCAAAAGAAGCUGACAUAUUAGCUAUUUCAGAGUUGAAUCGUGCUCUGGACAAAAAGGAACUUGUAUUGUCUGAACUGAAGCACAUGAACGAUGGGGUAUCAGAGAGCCAGAAAUAUGGAGACAGCUCGGUGAAGGAUUCAGAACCUUUUAGGAGAAAUUAUGCUUCAGUACUAAAGCAAUUAACUGAAGCCAAUGAACAGGUCUCUUCUGCUUUGUUUUGCUUGAGACAACGCAACACAUAUCAAGGAAGCUCCUCUGUUUUGUCGUUAAAGCCCAUGGUUAAUUUUGAUGAUCCUAGUGGUCAGGCCAGCUCUUCCAAUUGUUCAGUUUGCCACAAUCAAGAACCUGUAUCUCAAAGUCAUAUAACUGAAAUUGUUGAGAGUUCAAGAAGAAAAGCACGAACAAUGGUUGUUCAAGCCACACAGGCAAUGUCAAAUUUAAGAAAGACAGAAAGUAAGGUUGAAAGAAUUGAGGAUGCAAUAAGGUUUAUCAAUAGUCAACUUUCGCUGGAAGACCCUACUGCUUCAGCCACAAUAUUUCUGCCUGCAGACUCUUUUACUCUGGCUUCUCAGGAUCAAUUGACUGCUAGUGUAUUAAAUCCAUUGGCAAGUUGUCAUGUACAAGAUGCUGAACUUAACAGUUCAUCUGACCAAAAUGAAAUGAAAAUUCCCUCAGAACUUAUAUCUCAUUGCCUAGCUACAUUGUUCAUGAUUCAGAAGUGUACGGAACGACAAUUUCCCCCAGCUGAUGUUGCUCAGGUACUAGAUUCCGCUGUCACCAGUUUGCAGCCAUUAUGUUCAAAGAAUCUUCCAAUAUAUGGUGAGAUACAGAAAUGCAUGGGUAUUAUAAGAAAUCAGAUAUUGGCACUUAUACCUACAUAGAUUGGACUCGUUCCUUCUUUGUUGUUUGUAAAUCUGUAAUACUCGGGUAUUUGGCUGGUUCAACUCUAGCUGAGGUGAUCUCUAUGGAGGCUCGUAAGAGAUGCCUACCUCCAUUGGGACCCAGAUAUUUGAUAUUCAUAUUUUAAAAGGGGGAGAAACUAUUUAUAGACUGUUCAUACAAUUGUAGCCGAAAGAAAAGAGAAGAUUAUAUAUCUUUUCUCUUUUCAGAUGUACAUAUUUUUAAAGAUCAAAUCAUAGUUAGGGACUAGCAUGUCCUAUUCAGCACCAUUAAUGUGUAUGAUGUCAUCAUGUUAAAUGCCAUAAGCUUUGUGUAUGCUAUUGUCAAAUUGAACAGGCUGAUUAAUGUAUAUUCCCGGAACUGUAAUUGUAAUCUUUAUUUUCUUUCA
Cajanus cajan (pigeon pea) is the source of this 4351-nucleotide messenger RNA. It is a transcript of the gene ALY3, whose product is annotated as DNA binding protein. Gene Ontology annotation, biological process: regulation of cell cycle; DNA-templated transcription; reproductive process. Gene Ontology annotation, molecular function: DNA binding. The record is from RefSeq and is a predicted model, not a curated record. Gene Ontology annotation, cellular component: nucleoplasm; transcription repressor complex. Lineage: Eukaryota; Viridiplantae; Streptophyta; Magnoliopsida; Fabales; Fabaceae.